Messenger RNA from Dama dama (fallow deer), 6351 nucleotides. It is a transcript of the gene SLC1A7, whose product is annotated as solute carrier family 1 member 7. Gene Ontology annotation, molecular function: neutral L-amino acid transmembrane transporter activity; glutamate:sodium symporter activity; L-glutamate transmembrane transporter activity. Gene Ontology annotation, biological process: L-glutamate transmembrane transport. NCBI's taxonomy places the organism in Eukaryota, Metazoa, Chordata, Mammalia, Artiodactyla, Cervidae. Gene Ontology annotation, cellular component: plasma membrane. The record is from RefSeq and is a predicted model, not a curated record. The coding region runs from base 4627 to 6351 and encodes 574 amino acids. The transcript is spliced from 11 exons.
CAGGGAACUGAAAUCCUGCAAGUCAUGUGGCAUGGCACAAAAAAAUAAAGGAACUGUGGUUAACCCCCAGUGGUGAUUGUGAAAGGGCCUGAAUUAGUGGGAAGAAAAGGAAGGGGGUGUACAUCUGGGGUGAUUAGGAAAGGCUUCAGGGAAGAUGGGGCAUUUGACCUGUUAAUUUGGAGACAGAGAAAGACAUUCCAGGCAGGGGAAUAGCAUGGGCACAGACAUGGAGGCCGGAGAGAGGAUGCAGGGCUCCCGGAACCCUAAGUUGUUUGGUAUUAUAGAAGCCUCUUUGAGCAGGAGGAGGUGGUGUGCUGGAGAGGUGAGCACAUACAAGCCCCUGAGGACCUCAGAAACAGAGACUUCUUCCUGGAGGUUUCAGUGUUCCAAUGUGUUUUCCCCAAACACCAGACCAUAGAACUCUCAGCUCCUGAAGAGGGUUUCUGUACCCUCAUGUGGAGACUUCCACCAACAUAUGCUAGUUUUAUAAAGGCUCUGCUAAAAUGAAUAGUAACUUCCUGUGAGUCUGCAGGGCACCCAGGCAAUGCUCCAAGCAUACAGCAGGCAUCACUGAAUUUGACCUGAAUUUGAUCACAACCCUAUAAACUAUGUAAUGUUUUAUUAUUCCUAUUUUAUAAAGAGGUAAAGAAAUUUUAUAGGAGGUUAAGGUCACACAGCUAGUAAGUGGUAGAGUUAAGAUAUGAACUUGGAUAGUCUGAUUUUGAGCUUCCUGGAGUAAAGAACUAGCUUAACUUUGUUUCAUCCAAAUUAUAGUUUUUGCACAUCUAGUAACAUUGCAAGGCAAUUGAUUCUGUGGACAAUGGGGAGCUUUUAAAGGGUUCUUAUCCAGGAGCCUUUCUAUUUGAUUUGUAAAUAUCCUUAGUAUGCUUGUUAUCAGUCACUUAUACUUUGUGUGAAUUAGUCCUUUCCUGCGCUCUAAGCUGCUUUAGUCGUAUCUGACUCUUUGCAACCCUAUGGGCUGUAGCCCGCCAGGCUCCCCUGUAUAUGGGGUUUCCCAGGCAAGAAUACUGGAGUGGGUUGCCAUUUCCUCCUCGAGGGGAUCUUCCCCACCCAGAGAUCAAAGCCAAGUCUCUUACGUUUCCUGCGUUGGCAGGCAGAUUCUUUACCACUAGUGCCACCUAAGAAGUCCUUUCCUACAGCACCUCAAUAUUCUUAUAAGCUCCCUGAGAGCAAGUAUUGUAUCAACUCAUUGCUAUGUCUCCAGUACCCAGGAGGGAUGACAUGAGAGGGUGCGAUAAGAAUACUUGCUUGGGUCUUCCCUGGUGGCCCAGUGGAUAAGAAUCUACCUGCCAGUGCAGGAGAAAUUGGUUCAAUCCCUGAUCUGAGAAGAUUUCACAUGCUGAGGGCAGCUAAGCACAUGUGCCACAACUACUGAGCCUGCACACCCUAGAGCCUGUGCUCUGCAACAGCAGAAGCCAUCACAAUGGGAAACCCUCUCACUGCAAUGAAGAGUAGCCCCCACAACUAGAGAAAGCCUGUGCAGAAGCAACAAAGACCCAGCUCAGCCAAAAAUAAAAAAAAUAUGUGUGUAAAUUAAUUAACUAAAAAAAAAAGAAUAUUUGCUUAAAUGAGUUGUAACUUCCCCUGUUGAAGACAGUGGAAGCAAUGGAAAGGAAGGCCUGGAGCCUGGGAGGUGGUUGUGUCAGAGUGUGAGGGACAGGAGAUAGGAAGAGUUGUGGGGGCACCGUGGGAAUCUAGAGUCUUGAAGCCAAAACGGAAAGCAAGACUCACCUACUUCAUGGUUAAAGGCCAGGGCUGCACAUCAACCAGCCUAGACAGCAUAUUAAGAAGUAGAGACAUUACUUUGCCAACAAAGGUCCAUCUAGUCAAAGCCAUGGUUUUUCCAGUAGUCAUGUAUGGAUGUGAGUGUUGGACUAUAAAAGAAAGCUGAGUGCCGACGUAUAGAUGCUUUUGAACUGUGAUUCAAAGACUUUUGAGAAUCCCUUGAACUGCAAGGAGAUCAAACCUGUCCAUCCUAAAGGAAAUCAGACCUGAAUAUUCAUUGGAAGGACUGAUGCUGAAGCUGAAACUCCAAUACUUUGGCCACCUGAUAUGAAGAACUGACUCAUUUGAGAAGAGCCUGAUGCUGGGAAAGAUUGAAGGCAGGAGGAGAAGGGGAUGACAGAGGAUGAGAUGGUUGGAUGGCAUCACCGACUCGAUGGACAUGAAUCUGAGUAAGCUCUGGGAGUUGGUGAUGGGUAGGGAAGCCUGGCGUGCUGCAGUCCAUGGGCUCGCAAAGAGUCGUACACGACCCAGUGACUGAAUUGAACUGAACUGCACACUGAUUGAAAUGCAAAUCCAAAUAUCUACUCAGAAUGUUUUCUCUUCUAGGCAGCAACUACAUCACCUGGUCAAUUGGAAAAUGAGGCAUUUGUUGGAGCUGAAGGUGUUAUCAGUAGAUUCUUGGUUUUAAGAGUAGGAGUUGGAGGGAAAAAAAAUACUCUCAGAUCUGUAUCCACACCCAUACUCCUAAAGUUACUGGAAAAGAGCAAUAUAUUUGGAAAGAAAAGAAAGUGAAAGUCACUCAGUCAUGUCUCUUUGUGACCCCAUGGACUGUAGCCUGCCAGGCUCCUCUGUCCAUGAAAUUCUUCAAGCCAGAAUACUGGACUGAGUAGCUGUUCCCUUCUCCAGGGGAGCUUCCCAACCCAGGAAUCGAACCCAGGUCUCCCACAUUCCAAGCGGAUUACUUUACUGACUGAGCUACCAGGGAAGAGAUUUGAGAGGGAUCCUUAGAAAGCACUUAGGCUGUUUCUCUCAUUCUUUGGAAGACAAGACUGAGGUCCAGAGAGGGCAAGGUCACAGAGCUGGUUGAGACUGGAGGGUCUCCUCCCUGUGGGAUUCUGCCCAAAGCUUCAGGGCCUGCACCACUGUGCCCUCCUCCAAGACCCCCGGCAGUUCCUUGGCCCUGUCACCUUUUCAGGGGAGGCAAACUUGGGCACACACCACCCGCCACAGACCCACAGACCCAAGCUCUCUGCUGUCACCUGACUGCCCUAAUGAGAUUACAGUCUCCUAGUGAAAUAGAGCAUUAAUUCCCUCUGGCUUUAAAGGGCAGGCCAGGCCACAAGAAAUAGCAAAAAAAAAAAAAAAAAAAACCCAUAAAACCAAUAAACAAACAAACCCCCCUCAAAACAAACAAACAAAAACCACCUUUAGCUCUAAUGCUGAAUACAGAUGAUAAUCCUAAUAACCUCUCCCUACCAGGCACGUUACAGCUCACCCCUGCUUUCAUGAAUGUGUUCUGAGUAGAAUGUUGCACCAGCCCUAAGGAAGUACAUGGUGAUUAUUAUGUCCGUUUUGUUGGGGAAACUGAGGCCCUGUGUGAUUAAAUGGCUGUUCUGGAUCACAUGGCUAGCAAGUGGCAGAGCUGGGACUUGAAUGUAAAUCCCUUGGACAUUGUCAUCUCUAAAAACAAUAAGCCCUGAGACCCUCCAGGGUUCCCAGCUUCAGGCUUAAAGCACCCUGAAGGACAAUGGCUAGCAGAGCCUCAGGUCCACUGGACUCAAACCCUACAUUCCUGGGCUUCCCUGGUGGUUCAGUGGUUAAGAAUCCACUUGCCAAUACAGGGAACAUGAGUUUGAUCCCUGGUCCAGGCAGAUCCCACAUGCCACAGGGCAACUAAGCCUAUACACCACAACUACUGAAGUCCAUGCUCUAGAGACUGUGCUCCGAAGCAAGAAAAGCCACUACAGUGGGAAGCCUUACACCACAACUAGAAAGUAGCCUCCACUUGCAGCAACUAGAGAAAGCCCAUGCAUGACAAUGCAGACCCAGUGCAACCCCCCAAAAUUAAUUAUUUUUUUUAAAAAAUUUACAAAAAAAUCCUACAUUCCCUACAAUACUGGGAAGGACCAGUGAACCCAUCCACCUGUUCAUGUGGUGGAAACCAAACCAACAAAUUCCACUCUGCCAUUUGCUAGCUCUAGGCCUGUGGCCAAGGGACUCUGGCUCCCUGGGGUCUCAGUCUCCCUUUCAGUAAAAUGAAGGUUGGAACCCAAGGCUGUUGGGAUGAUUCCCGAUGGUUCACACAGAUAACACAACUUGAACAGGCCUGCCACAUGGCAUGCUUGCUUUUGCCCCACCUCUCUUUGCUCCAUCUGUAAAAUGAUGCUAACAGUACUUACUUCUUGAGAUCGGUGUUAGGAUUAAAUGUGGUAAUACAAGUAACAACAAGUGGUGUACAAUGAAUGCUUAAUGUUGGUGAUUGUUAGCUCUGCCAGGUAGCUAUUAUUAUUAGUUUAUUAUUGCUUAUUACUGCUACUUAUUGUCUUGCCUUCAGUUCUUUCUGGAAUGAAGCGGAGGUAAAAGUCAAACCAACCAAACGUUCCUCUGGUUCCUCCCACCAGCUCCUGGUCCUCUCCCCUCUUUAAGAGGAGUACUUGGCUCUGAAGUCUGAACCCCCAACCACGUGGCCUGCUCUAAUUUCCCAGGCUCUAAUCUGCUCCUAGCUCCUAAUGAUGCAGCUGGUAAUAGGAUUGUGGCUUCCCUCUGGGGCAGCCACACAGGCCAUGGCUGUGCGGCUGGCGACUGGCGCUUAGCAACCCCAACCACCUGCCUGUUGAGGAGCAAGAGCCAGGACCCUGUGACCGGGCUGGCCUCCCGUGCAUGGAAUGGUGCUGUGCCCCGGGCCAGCAGGCUGGGCUCGCCAUGGUGCUGGGUGCCAUCCUGGCACGUGGGAGGGAUGUGUGCAAGCGGAAUGGACUACUCAUCCUGUCUGUGCUCUCUGUCACCGUGGGCUGCCUCCUUGGCUUCUUCCUGAGGACCCGGCGCCUCUCACCCCAGGAAAUUAGUUACUUCCAGUUUCCGGGAGAGCUCUUGAUGAGGAUGUUGAAGAUGCUGAUCCUCCCACUGGUAGUCUCCAGCUUGAUGUCCGGCCUCGCCUCCCUGGAUGCCAAGACCUCCAGCCGCCUGGGCAUCCUCACCGUGGCGUACUACCUGUGGACCACCUUCGUGGCGGUCAUCGUGGGCAUCAUCAUGGUCUCCAUCAUCCAUCCGGGUGGCGCAGCCCAGAAGGAGACAACUGAGCAGAGUGGGAAGCCCAUCAUGAGCUCAGCCGACCCCCUGCUGGACCUCAUUCGGAACAUGUUCCCAGCCAACCUGGUGGAAGCCACAUUCAAACAGUAUCGCACCAAGACCACCCCCGUUGUCAAGUCCCCCAAGGUGGCAUCAGAGGAGGCCCCUUCUCGGCGGAUCCUCAUCUAUGGGGUCCAGGAGGAGAACGGCUCUCAUGUGCAGAACUUCGCCCUGGACCUGACACCCCCACCAGAGGUCGUUUACAAGUCAGAGCCUGGCACCAGCGAUGGCAUGAACGUGCUGGGCAUCGUCAUCUUCUCUGCCACCAUGGGCAUCAUGCUGGGCCGCAUGGGUGACAGUGGGGCCCCGCUGGUCAGCUUCUGCCAGUGCCUCAACGAGUCCGUCAUGAAGAUCGUGGCCGUGGCUGUGUGGUACUUCCCCUUUGGCAUCGUGUUCCUCAUCGCUGGCAAGAUCCUGGAGAUGGACAACCCCACGACCGUAGGAAAGAAGCUGGGCUUCUAUGCAGUCACCGUGGUGUGUGGGCUGGUGGUCCAUGGCCUCUUCAUCCUGCCCCUGCUCUACUUCUUCAUCACCAAAAAGAACCCCAUCGUCUUCAUCCGCGGCAUCCUCCAGGCCCUGCUCAUCGCACUGGCCACCUCCUCCAGCUCAGCCACACUGCCCAUCACCUUUAAGUGCCUGCUGGAGAACAACCACAUCGACCGGCGCAUUGCCCGCUUUGUGCUGCCCGUGGGCGCCACCAUCAACAUGGACGGCACCGCACUCUACGAGGCCGUGGCUGCCAUCUUCAUCGCCCAGGUCAACAACUAUGAGCUGGACUUCGGCCAGAUCAUCACCAUCAGCAUCACGGCCACUGCAGCCAGCAUCGGGGCAGCCGGCAUCCCCCAGGCCGGGCUCGUCACCAUGGUCAUCGUGCUCACCUCCGUGGGGCUUCCCACCGAUGACAUCACCCUCAUCAUCGCUGUCGACUGGGCUCUGGACCGUUUCCGCACCAUGAUUAAUGUGCUGGGUGAUGCACUGGCUGCCGGGAUCAUGGCUCACGUCUGCCGGAAAGACUUCGCUCAGGACACGGGCACCGAGAAACUGCUGCCCUGUGAGACCAAGCCUGUCAGCCUCCAGGAGAUCGUGGCGACCCAGCAGAAUGGCUGUGUGAAGAGCGUGGCUGAGGCCGCAGAGCUGACCCUCGGCCCCUCCUGUCCCCACCACGUCCCUGUCCAGGUGGAGCAGGAUGAGGAACCAGCCACUGCCAGUCUGGACCACUGCACCAUUGAGAUCAGUGAGCUCGAGACCAACGUCUGA